Fonsecaea multimorphosa CBS 102226 is the source of this 960-nucleotide messenger RNA. RefSeq names its product ubiquinone biosynthesis protein coq4, mitochondrial. Bases 1 to 960 code for a protein of 319 amino acids. Lineage: Eukaryota; Fungi; Ascomycota; Eurotiomycetes; Chaetothyriales; Herpotrichiellaceae. Gene Ontology annotation, cellular component: mitochondrial inner membrane; mitochondrion. The transcript has a single exon. Gene Ontology annotation, biological process: ubiquinone biosynthetic process. The record is from RefSeq and is a predicted model, not a curated record.
AUGAAGCUUCUGAGAUCAACCAGACACCGUGAUCUCGCUCUGCUGUCUUCCAUACUCCACAUCUCACAUCCCGUCUGCGCCAGUUGUGCUCGUCUCCCACGCCAGUACGACAGCCAUGCUUCUUCCAGCGCAUCCUCACCACGUCCAUUCUCAGUGCUCAACCGGCCUCCCCCUAACUACCCCGGUCACGUCCCCCUCACUGCCGUGGAGCGCGUUGGCCUAGCAGUUGGUAGCGCAGUCACCUCGCUCAUCGAUCCCUACAGGCAUGAUAUGGUCGCCGCACUAGGCGAGGCAACCGCCCAACCUUUCUUCAUUUCAUGGCUGCGGAAGCGCAUGUUGUCGGAUCCGACUGGGAGAAGAAUACUACGAGACCGGCCCCGCAUUACUUCCAAGACCAUGUCUCUCGAGAAAUUACGACAGCUGCCUGACAACAGCGUGGGAAGAACAUACGCCGCGUGGCUCGACAGGGAAGGCGUCACCCCAGACACAAGAGAUGCGGUACGGUACAUUGACGACGAAGAGGAGGCCUAUGUCAUGCAGCGAUACCGGGAAUGUCACGAUUUCUACCAUGCUGUGACCGGUCUGCCGGUAUGGGUAGAGGGAGAGCUUGGCUUGAAGGCAUUUGAGUUUGCAAACACCGGAUUGCCCAUGACGGGACUCAGUUUGGCUGCAAUGGUUCGGCUGAAGCCACUCGAGAGGCAGAGGAUGUUUCAGAUCUUCCUGCCAUGGGCGUUCUCGAACGGAUGGAAGAGCAAAGACCUCAUCAAUGUGUACUGGGAGGAGGAACUUGAGACGGAUGUUGGCGAGCUGCGCCAGAGGCUAGGCAUCGAGCAACCGCCGGAUCUGCGGGCGAUUCGCAAGAAGCUGAGAGAGGAACGCAAAGCUGCUAAGGCUGUUAGGUCAGCCACAGAGGUCGCAACGACGUCUGCUCCUUUUCCUCGACCAGAGUCGCAGUCAUGA